Chara braunii is the source of this 3205-nucleotide messenger RNA. NCBI's taxonomy places the organism in Eukaryota, Viridiplantae, Streptophyta, Charophyceae, Charales, Characeae. The record is from the annotation of a GenBank genome assembly.
CGGGGCCCCCAGGGCCUACGCUAGGUGAACCACCACUCGCCAUCGGCUAACAUUUUUGAAUGCAUCCGGGCACGCAGCUGUCCAGAUGCGUUCAUAAGUUUGAUGGAUGGCGAGUGGUGCAACCAGGCCCUCAGCUUCGGGGACGAGCGCGCCAGGUCCGAGGAGACGCACCCAGCCAUGCGAGAAGCAAGGAGACGACGUUGUGAGGGCGGCGGCGGCGGCGGCGGCGGCGGCGGGGCGGCGGCUGCGAUCAGCAGCAAAAAAGAAAACGAUUGGGAGGUGACGAUGGCGUCGGCUGCCGCGACGCCAGCGGCGGCGGCGGCGGCGGAGGCGGCGUCAGCUGCCGCUGCGACGGGCACGCUCAUCAAACUACAUGGCUUUCCCGCCAGUCCGACGUCCAUGUUGGCGCGCAUAACGUUGAAUCUGAAAGGCGUUCCGUACGAGUUCAUACCGCUAGCUGCAGCGUCGAUGACCAACGGAGCACCAGCGACGGCGGGAACGACGACGACUACACUUUCGGUGGGAGGUAUAGGAGAAAGCGUAGGCGUAGGAGAAGGGGGGGAAGGAGGAGGUAAUGGCCUCCACGUCGACGAUGGCGGAGGUUCCAUGCCAUGGUUGGAAGACGGUGGACACAGGGUUACCCAGACCGGCGCCAUUUUCAACUACAUCAACGAGAUGUACCCGAGACCGCCUCUUCUCCCCAAGAACGCUACUGCGCGCGCCGCCGUCCGAUCUAUUGCCACGUACGUGGCUUGCGAGAUCCAACCGUUCGGGUUUUACCGCGUUGUGCGCUAUUUGAUGGAUGAGGGCGGCAAGAGUCCUGACUGGGUGAGAGAGUGGAGGCGUCAUUGGCUGCGGGAGGGGUUUGGAAAGGUGGAGUCGAAGCUGGCCGACAUCAGUGUGAGACCAGGGAGGUACUGCUACGAAGAUAUGCCGACGAUGGCGGACGUCUUCUUGAUCCCUCAAGUUCAUAUUUCCCAAGGGCCAGACGUCGAGAUCGACUUGAAGGACUUUCCCUACAUCAAAAAGAUAUAUGAGAAUUGCCUGACGAAUUCUGCUUUCAAGGAUGCUUUCCCCGUAGAUUGAUGAUAAAUGAUGAUGACCAGGCAACGCGCUGCUUGCCUCCCUGCCUGCCCUGCUGCUGCUGGCCUGCCUACCGAUAGCCGCAGCAGCGACAAGGCCUUCCCUCAUGGACGGGAUAUAAUCCGUCGCAGCUACAGCUUACGUCUAUAAACAAUCGCUCACUUGUAGAUAGGUAGUCGAGAGUCAUUUGACGUCGUCCCCCUCCCCCCUCCCCUUUUCACUCAUCUUCCUCCCCUUUUCCGGCUCCUCGCCCUCUCCACUCCCCCCCACUCCCCGCAGCGAGGGGGUUCUCUGUCGAACUUGGGUUUUCUGUCCGUUUUCUUUCACCUAUUUCUUAUCUCAUUCUAUUUGCUGCCUAGUUUGAUUUCUCUCUCUCUAGCGUCUCUCUCUCUCUCUCUCUCUCUCUCUCUCUCUCUCUCUCUCUCUCUUUCUCUUUCUCUUUCUCUUUCUCUCUCUCUCUCUCUCUUUCUCUUUCUCUUUCUCUUUCUCUCUCUCUCUCUCUCUCUCUCUCUCUCCUCUUGCAGCUCGUUUCCCUUGUUUCGUAAACUUUUCUCGCAGCGUGUUGGAAGUCGGUUUCGUCGGUAAAUUCGUCAUUCUUUUGUGAUGAGCGAGAUCGCCUACUGCUACAAGAAAGGGGGCAGGCUCGCAUUUACUUUCGUUGUUUUUGAAAGGGCGACGGCCGCUUGCGAUAUCAUUAUACAACUGACCGGGCCGAGAUAAGUCAGAACGACUAUAUUCUGGUCAUCUGAUUUUAUCUGGAUGCGAUCUAGUCUAAAUUUUUUUCAACAGCUCAUGGGUGUACCAACUGAGCUAGGCCCGUCGGUGAGGAAGAUGCGCUUGUAGUUUUGGACAGGACAAAUAAAUCGUGUCAGCGUCACUGCGCGCCGGGAAUUUACCCCCGCGGUUGUCACUAAUACUAUUAAGUUUACGAUGGUGGCCGUAUCCACAAAUCCAUCAACACACCUGCUGCUCUUCCAUCGCUACUGUCACAAGUUAUGUUGGAGGCAGGGGUCAUUCAUGGUCUUCCCAGGCGAGCCAAGGAGCACCCUCUGGUCGAGAGAAACGCCUAUUCCAAAUUUUUCGAUUGCGAUCGGGGGAUAAUGAGCGGACGAGGAAAACUGAUCAGGAAGUCGUAGUUUCUCUCUCUAAACUCGCGCUGUCUGCCUGGUAGAAUGUUGACGGAUGAUGGAAAUAAUCGUCGUAAUUUUUCUUUGAAUCUUCCAACAAUGAGUUGGAGGCACGCGUAAUUGCCAAGUGUCAUCAAUCAGCUGCUGAUCGAUCGAUGGCUCGCCUGCAGCGAACAGGAGUCCAAUCAAUCAAUCAACGACUCAUGGAGGAUGGUCGAAUCGCUGCUACACGAUGAGAUUGCUCUGAAUCCCCUCAGGAGUAGAUCGCGAUGCGAUCUUGCCAUCUCUCCGGUCUAUCUGUCUUUCUCUCUCUCUCUCUAUUCAUAUCUAUAUACAUAUAUACUUCUCUCUUUCUCUAUAUUCUUCAUAUAAGAGGUGAUGAACAGUGUGACAAUAUAUACUUCUUUCUCCACAUAUAUAUGUAUGUAUAUGUGCUUUUUUCUCUCUCUCUCUCUCUUUAUACACGUAUAUUGCUAUGGAGAUUUUGAAUUAGGAGCGUAUUUGCUAUCCCUUCUUCAUCGAAGUGUCCGCACCAAACGAUUGCUAUGUACUCAUGCAGCUCCCUCAACUGUCUCUUUUGCUCAUGCGUCCGAUCCAUCGCGUUUUACUGUACAUAGAGAGGCACGUUACGUGUAUAAGUUUUUUUUCUUUGGCAGCGGAGCUAGUUUUUCGCAUUCAGUCCCCAAGUCCUGAACAAACUGUGCACAUUUAUCUUCUUUGUAUCGGGAACUCUUUUGCGUACACAUCAUGAACGAUCGGAUUAUGUACACCUCGUUUUGCUUAAUUUUUAACAUAGCGCGCCAAUCGAUGGUGGGUGGUAGAAUGCUCGAUCGGGAUUGAGAGUGGGGGUGAGCGAGUGUGUCGUGAUUAGUCGAUUUUGGGCGAACAGGGGAUGACGACGAGGUGAUUAAUUGAGGAGGUGAAAAAUCGAGUGAAACGAGGGAAUUUUUUUAUUUUGUAAAUGUGAGAGAAGGGUUGGUUGGAAAUUCGACAAU